AUAAGAUCUCCAUCAGCCGCAGCUGCGAGAAAAGGAGAGCGACACGGGCGAUGCACUGAAUAUAACCCGCAACUUAUGCCCAGCAGAGCGUGCGACACUCUCGCCGUUUGCCUGAACUUUGUCUUUAUCAUUCUGAGAACAGUUGGCCUCUUCCAUCAGUCGCAAAGAGAACGGGCACGAUGACGACCCCACAGUCAGAGCAGGAUGAAUAUAACUUGCAGGAGGCAUGGGACCGGGUCUGCACCUCGUUCAUGCAGACCACCAACGCCGACCUCAAGAGCGCCCCCACCAAAUACACCAUCGAAGAGGUUCUGGACCAGAUCCGGGCCAAGCAAGACGAGGCAAAUGAAAAGAAUGCCAAAUACCAAGAACUCAAGACCGUGAUGAACAAGACGUUGACCUUUGUUGGACUGUUGGGUGGCAUUGCCGCACAAGGCGCGAGUAUGGUCUUCGCCCCCAGCAGUCUUUGCUUCAACGCGGUCGCAUACCUGAUCAACACCGGAGCCAAAUAUAAGCGGAUUUUCAGCAGUUUGGCGGAACUCUUCCGGAAAGUGUCUGAUAUGUUGGACCGCCUCCAGAUCUACAUGCGUGUGCCGCCGGAUGCGGUGGACAUUGCCCUGAGGAGGAUCAUCAACGACCAACUGCUGUGCUUCGUGGAUAUUUGUGCACUCUCAAUCAAGGUGCUGAAGGGGCACAAGGUUCUGAUCGCUAUCAAGGUUUUUGCCUUUGGUGAAGAUGAGGGCGUCAGCGGGCAGCUGGCUCGGUUGGAGAGCCUGGUCGAGCGAGAAUCCCAGAUGCGGGCUACUCUGGGGUUUGAAUCGCAGAAGAUUAGCGAGAGGGGCAUCCUCGAAGCCAAGGAGGGAACCAAGAAGAUCAAUGUCACCGUGACCGAAAUUCUCGAUUUGGAAAAGAAACGAAAUACAGAUCAUCAGACGAAGAAGGAAUUGGAGGAUCUGGACAGGACGCUCGACAAGCCGAGCGAAAGCUGGCGGGCGAAUCAGUCCAGGUUCCGGCGACUCCUGGAUAAGAGGGUCGCUGGAAGUGGCGAGUGGCUCGCAGCAGAUCCCUUCUAUACCUCGUGGGCACAAAUGGAAAACCCAUCGAUGUCAAUACUAGGGAUCGCAGGAGGGGAGGGAUACGGGAAGUCGUUGCUUUUCACAAGUGCGAUCAAGAACUUACAGGAGAGCCACUCCCCGAUAGCGGAUGAUUCAAGGCGUACUUCAGUUGCCUACUGUUUCUGUGACCAGGAGAGGGGGACUGCUGGAUCGCUGAUCCGGGCUCUGAAAGUGCUUGCAUGGCAAAUCGCGAAUACUGAUCCGGUUUACCGCAAGGAGCUGGUUUCCACCCAAACCGCCAGUGCUGCCGCGGACGUGGGAAUGCUGUGGAAUCAACUAUUUGCCAAGUCGUACAGGACCGACUCGACCUUUUUCCUUCUCUUGGAUGGUCUUGAACAAGUCAACCGCGAGCAGCUCAAACAGUUUGUUUACCUCCUCGCGCACUUGCAAAAUGAGUCUGCAACCUUGGGGCGACUCAGGCUCCGGAUUCUCCUCUCUGGACAGGAUGACGCGGUCGGCAGGUUCAAGGACCAGCUUGGGCACGAAGUGGUUCCAGUCAUCGAUUUGGCGCUCAAGAACAGUGCGGACCUGCACCAAUUCAUAGAGAACCGCAUCGACCGGCUGGAGAAUCUAGCCGGCUCAUCGGAGGACAGUCGCGCCCUUCGGAGCCAGGUGAUGGAAGCCCUGACGGCAAAGGCGCACGGCGACUUCAUUAAUGCCGGGUUGCUGUUGGACGAGGUCGGCGUCCAGCAGCGCCCAAGCGACAUUCGAGCCAUUCUGUCACGCUCGGGCAGCAGCAACCGCGAGGACACCUUCGCGAGGAAAAUAGCACGAUUAAACGAGACUCUCCGCGAAAACGAUAUCACCGAUCUGAACGAGAUUCUCACCUGGAUGAUGUACGCUCCCGACCCGGUGCUGCUCGCCCAGCUGGAAACCGUGCUGCUUCUAAAGAACGGGGAGCGCUCGCUAAAACCGCUGUGGAUGAUCAUCACUGACCACUACUCCGCUCUCAUCUCGGUCGUGGGCGUGGCGCGCGGCGAUGUGAGGAAAGAUUUUCCCCCGUACUCGCGGGUGGUAUUCGCGUCGGACGCCGUCAAGCAGUUCCUCCGCGAUCGAGCGGGAGCCAGGGCUCAGAAGAUGGCCAUCCUUCACGAGCCAGCAUCGAGUCUUUCCGGGCAGGCCACAGAAGGCGAAAUCCGCAUUGUCCGUCGGUUCCUGGAGUCGGUCUGCGACCCCGACCUCUUCCGGAAGCUUGGCUUCGAGCAGUAUUUUGGCCAGCUGCUGAAGGGGAAGACGGCCGCACCGAUCGGGAUUGACGCAGAGGAUACGGCACAUCUACGAAUGCUCAGCACUUGUCUGAAGGUGAUCAACUCAGACCUAUCAAGUGGCCUGGGACCCCUGCUGGGAUAUGCAAUGAAUCAUUUCGCCCACCAUCUAACCCAAUUGGAUCCUUCGCUGGUCGAAGUUCAAGAUAAGCUGGCUCUAGGGCCCCCGUUAGUGAAGCUGUUCCAGGAUCCUCAGACUAUCCAGCGCUGGUGGAGACGUGCCGGUUACUAUGACGCCCAGUUACGAUUGGCUUGGAUCUACACAGACUCAUACUCGGAGGUCGUGGUCAAAUGGCUACAGGAAUCUGCCAUCAUCAAAGGGCUCUCCGAAACGCAGAAAGACUGGGUAAGAAGUCUGACUACUAAGUCGGAACCUGAUGCGGACCUGUUGGAACAUAUUGCACGGCAUUGGACAGCGGAGUGGCUGCUCCACAUCGAGGAUCUCAAGGAUAUAUACUCCGUCUUUCCCAAUGUAUAUGGGUACUUCAGUAAGGUCGAACAUCGAAAGAAUCCACAGGUGCAUCGCGUGACCGACGAUUCGCAGAUUUGGGAGCUGGAGAUCUCCCGAAUUUUUGCCGCGGUCGACUGGGGCAGACAGCAAGUAAAGCCAGAGGUUCCAAAAAGCAAGGCCAUCUUCAUUCUUGCGAUGACAUUGCACGCCUACAGAAAGUUUGACGAGGCAAUCGAGCAAUACAAGCUCGCGAUUUCCCUUACACCGGGCGAUUGGAAUAUGCAGUGGCGCCUUGCAGAAGCAUACUCCGACAAUCAGGACUUUGCAUCGGCCAUACAGACGUUGGAGGCAGCUAAAGGUCUGGCUGAGCUGAACCACAUUCCCGAAGGUUCUCCUGACGAGCCCGUCUGGUUCCUUGCUUCUAUGCGGCAGCAGCUGGCUUGGUGGUACAAUGCCAGUGGCCAACCGGACCGGGCAUUUGCCAUGUACGAGGCUCUGAUGCAGGACUACUCCAACAGCUACCGUCCCGUUCUCGAAAUCAUGCGGAUAUGCCGCAAGGGGGCCCAAUACAGCCGUCUGCUGCAGUUCCUACAGUCUAUGGAGGAUACUCCAAGUGACUUUCCGCCACUCAACCAGCUCACCAGGGCAUAUUGCUUACUCAGCGACGAGAAGGACUUCCACGACAUCCUCUUCACUUUGGUGCGGAAGAAUAUCGAAACCUUUGGUAUGGCCUGCAAUCACUAUCGCAUGUCAAUCGCCCAUGCGGCAGAUCAGUGUGUCAAGGCCAAAGCGGCGGGUGACGAAGAGUGGGCGGAGGUUCAGCAGGGCCGCCAGGGAACUCUCAUGUACUACCAUGCGCUUCUGCGCUACGAACACUCCAACCAGGAUGUUGCGAGCAGGAUGAAUGCCAUCGAAGAGUGGGAACGUCUCUGGCAAAUGGAACAUACAAACCCCCUGGAACACGUCUACUAUGCGGUGAGACGGAGGCUCCCACUCGCCUACUUUCACGAAGCGCGGCAGCAGCAGCAGCAGCAGCAGCGAUCUGAACGCACGGAAGCCCUCUGGCUGACCAAAUUGGAGCAACUCGCGGAGCUGAGCACCGCGGAGUACCACACCUGGGCCGACAAACAGUAUCCCGCGCGGCUGCUCGCCCGAUAUCAUGCCCUGCGGGGCGACUUGGGGAAAGCCCAAGCCGUGCUGCGCGCCCACGUCAAGAUCGGCCUUGACAUCCUCUCGGACACGGACCCGCUGAACGAUCCGGACGGAUAUUUCCGCCUCGCGUUCCACUUCAUGUUCUUGGACUUGGACGACGAGGCCCUCGCGGCCUGGUCGAUGAUUGUCCCCAAGUUCCACUACGGCGCAACAGGAGACAAUCAUGUCGAGAACAAGAAGCUUGAGGGCCCUCUUCUGGCCCGGUGUGAUGGGAAGUGCGGGACCACCUGGACGUACGCAAACGACUUCUAUGUCUGCAAAGAAUGCCAGGAUGUCCAAUUCGACCGAGCUUGCUUGGAGCGGUUGCGCCAGGGGACACUGGAGCUGUGUGAUGUCUGUGCGCCGGACCAUGAAAUGCUGUACGUCCCCGCAUAUGAUCCGGCCCGACGGGAGAGGGUCGGUGAAGGCAAUAUUCAGGUGGGAACCGAGCCUGCGAUCUCGGUUGAGGAGUGGGUCGCGCGGACCAGGCAGUACUGGGGAAUUAAAUCCUGGGGUUUUGGGGUAUGCUGGACGGCUGUAUACUCUGGCGAGGGGUAUUGCGCCCAUCCUGCACAGCCAUAG
This is a messenger RNA of Aspergillus aculeatus ATCC 16872, 4604 nucleotides long. RefSeq lists its product as uncharacterized. Lineage: Eukaryota; Fungi; Ascomycota; Eurotiomycetes; Eurotiales; Aspergillaceae. The transcript has 3 exons. Gene Ontology annotation, molecular function: protein binding. The record is from RefSeq and is a predicted model, not a curated record. The coding region runs from base 180 to 4604 and encodes 1474 amino acids.